Messenger RNA from Candidula unifasciata, 356 nucleotides. Lineage: Eukaryota; Metazoa; Mollusca; Gastropoda; Stylommatophora; Geomitridae. The record is from the annotation of a GenBank genome assembly.
AUGAACGCCGCCAUCGAGUUCUAUGACAAGAGAACAGUUACUGUGUUUCUGGGACCAGUCUGCGAUUAUGCAGUAGCUCCUAUAGCACGACAGAUCAGAUACUGGCAGCUUCCAUUGGUCACGCCGGGGGCUAUGGCUGGAGAUUUUGGCUUCCUCAAGACGUCCAUGUUUCCCCUGUUGACUAGAGUUGGCUCCAACUUCAACUCUCUUCUGGAACUGCUAGCCAGGUUUCUCAAGCAUUUCCGCUGGCAGAAGAUGAAGUUGAUCUACAACCCCGACGGCUUCGCUAACAUAAUGGACCGGUACUGUCAUAUAGUGCUGUCAUGUAAGUGGGUUUUGUCAAAUAAGUGGGCGCU